Messenger RNA from Rotaria sp. Silwood1, 952 nucleotides. Lineage: Eukaryota; Metazoa; Rotifera; Eurotatoria; Philodinida; Philodinidae. The record is from the annotation of a GenBank genome assembly.
AUGCGUGAAAUACUAUAUUAUGCACAUUUUUCACCAUGGAGAAGUCGUUUGCAUAAUAUUUAUAAUAGUAAAUAUUUUGAUUUAAUUAUUGUUGCUGUUAUUGGUCUUAAUGUAGUUACUAUGUUAUUAGAAUUUUGUUUAAUCCAACCGGCAUUUGAUUUAGUUCUUGAUUAUUGUAAUUAUGUAUUUACAACUUUGAAUCAAUAUCAAAGAUUAUUGCUCUUGGAACAUUACGUUAUUUUAAAGAGAAGUAUUUUAUUUAAAAAAAAAAGAAAGAUUUUUUUAUUAUUUGUUUUAUUUAUGUAAAGAUGGAAUCAACUUGAUAUAACAAUAGUUAUAUUAUCAAUAGCUGAAUUUGUUUUAGAAAAAAGGAAUAGUAGACAUAUACUUCCUAUUAAUCCAACUCUUAUACGUAUUAUGAGAGUACUCAGAAUUGCAUGAGGUUAGUUUUUUUUUAAAUUUUAAAUUUUAUUGUAUGAUUUAUUCAAAUAAUUUAGCUGUUUAAUAGAUUCUUUUUCUAUUUAAGAUAGUAACAUAAAUUAGAGAAGAUUUCAUCAUUCCUUUUACAUUCUAUUCGAUCAAAUUUUGAAAAUUUCCUACUCUUUCAAGGGGAAAACAGCGAAUUUCAAGCAUAGAGAUUUCAAAUUUUUAAAAGAUUUUACAAGACUUCAUCAGAUGUCAAGGCUGAAGUUUCAGCUGUUUACCCCUUGAAGAAACCAUAAAAGACAUUUGACAAGUAAACAGUAUAUUAUACUAAGUUUUUUAUGUGUUUAACAUUAUUACAGAUAUGUGAAAUAAAUAGUUAUGAAAAAAUAUAAUGAAUUAUUGAAAUUUGAUGUCAAACAUCUAAAAUAAAGAUUUGAGCUGAGAGAAAAAAUUUAUUUAAACAUGGCAGAAAUUUUUUGGUUAUGAAUUUUUGAAAAAAGAAACAAAUAUCUAAAUGAAAAGUUGA